AUGGUAAAAAUAAAGGUCCAAAUCAUACUUAUAGUCAUGAAUAAAACAGUCAAAAGAGCUGAAAGUACAGUACGCGAAGCUUUAUUUGGUGUUGUAAUGGCUUCCUACAUUGGAUUUAUAUUUAGAUGGAAGCCUUAUAAUUAUCCAAGAUUUUGUUGAUGGCAAGCAUUAAGCUUAAUAGGUGUAUUAUGACUUUCUGUGCUUUCAACAAUCUCAUCUAACGUUGAAGGAGGCUAUUUAAUUUAA
This is a messenger RNA of Blepharisma stoltei, 246 nucleotides long. The record is from the annotation of a GenBank genome assembly. NCBI's taxonomy places the organism in Eukaryota, Ciliophora, Heterotrichea, Heterotrichida, Blepharismidae.